CACGGCCAUGGGUGAGCAAACCCACUACCGAGCCCAGCCGUGCUCUGGCACCAACCCCAGGAAAUGCCAGGACCUAGGAGACUCAAUUCUUCUGAUCCUGGGCAGCUUCAUCUUGCUCAACGUGGGGAUCAAGAUCUGGAGGCAUUUGAAGAGCUCCUUGUGGACACUUUUCAAUCAUAUUUUCCCCAAAGACAAGCAAGCCAGCUGUGUAGGCAGCCAUCGCAUGUGCGUGCGCUGCUCCGUGGAUCCCAAGAACCUGUGCUCAAGAGUUCCUUCCCGCUUCCGCCAUCGCCCAAGCUUCCUGCUCGGGCACCCAAACCACCUUGACUCGUGGAUACCAGUCACAAAACAUGAGAAGGCUUCUGGGUGCUGCUGGAGGCCGCCUCAGUGUGGACGGGCUGGGGCUCCCAUGGAGGCUCCACGGGGACUGUGGAAGGAGGGGGUAGUGGGCGCUGGCGAGGCCCCUCCGGUCACAGCCUUAACGUCCCGAGCCACCUUUUGCUACAGGCAAGAGACAUCUUCCAAGCUCCGCAGGAUGAGCAAGGUGGAUGUGCUUCCACUCCGCCUGCCCCAAGAGAGCAAGACGAAGACCCCAGACUAUGACCCAGCCCAGGCCCCAGCCCGGGCCCAAACCCGCCCCCCAGUUCAGCCCCCUGCGCAUGCUCCUGCCAAGGCCCAGACCUUCUCCUCAGCCCACCCCCCUGAGCACACCCCCCCAGGCCCAGACCCCCUGCCCAGCCCUCACCCCGAGCGCAGCCCUGCCCAGGUCCAUGGCCCUGAGCAUACCUCAGCCCAUACCCCAGCCCAGGCCCAAGCCCAGGGCCCCUCAAAUGCCUCAGCCCAGUCCCUGGGCCACACUUCUGUCGGCACCCUGACCCAUGCUCAUCUGAUCUAUACCCAUGCCAACACUCUGGUCCCUCCCCCACCUUCGGCCCCAGUUCCUCCCCCAACUUCUGCCCCUGCUACUACUCCUGCCCUAGCCCCUACACCAGCCCCUGUCCCGAUCUCUGCCACAACCUCUGUCCCAGUGCUGGUCAUGGCCCUGACGACCACUCCAGUCCCUUCCACCACCCCUACCCCCACCCUAGCUUCUAUUCCCUCUACCUUGUCUGCCUUCAGCCAAGGCCUCUCCUCCGGCCAGGUGGUCUACAAUGCCCGCAGGGUAAAGCAGAACGUGGUCCAUGUGUGUCCCCCUCAGAACUCUGGGUACUCCAGAAAGGACUUGGAUACCGUCUCCAGGCCCCAAGAGGGGCAUGGUCUGGUGAGCUCUGGUACAGCUGAGCAAACACUGAAGCAAUGUAGUGGGGACAGUGCCAAGCCCUCCACUGGAUCCAUACUGGGUUACCUGGAGUUGGGGAAUAUGGAAUGGAAGAUCUCAAAUGAUGCCAAAGACAAAUUUGUGCAGUCCAAGACCUUCCCUUACUGCAGCUUCCAUCCUUGCAGUUCUGAGAAGAGAAACACGGACCCCCAGGCUCCAGUCUACCCCAAAUUCCUGGUGUACUCCAAGGAUGCUGCACCUUCUCAACCUUGCUUCCAUUCUCCAACCAGUGCCCAGAGCUCACCAUGCGCCAUGCCUCCACCAUGCACUCUUUCUCUGCCUCUUGUUUCUCCCAGAUCCUUUGUCCUUCAUCAACACAGCAACCACCAGAAGCCCUCCGCCUUAAUACAACCCCCCACCUUUCCCCCAACCUCCAAGUCUCCUCCGUCUGUCCUCUCUUCCCAGGGCCCCAUCCCUCCCCAGUUAUCCACGACGUCCCAAACCCCAAAUCAGCCCCAAUCCCCUGAACUUCGUGAGAGUCUAGGCCUCAACCAAGGCUGUGUCCUCCAAAGUACCCUAGGACCUUUAAAAGACUGUAGAGUUUCCAAAAAACCAGGCCUUACCCCAAAUCCAGGCCUCCACAAGAACCCUCUAGGAACUGACUCUGUCCAAGCUUUGGGCCCACAUCAGACCCGAAAGUUAUUUAGAUCUGAGGCAGGUCCUCGAAAGGAGGAUGCAGGGCAGCACAUACCAGGGACUUCUGUCCCACCCAGUCAGAACUCCUGCUCUCCCAAGGCUCAGGUGACCUACAAUGACAUUCAAACCUUCUCAGAGGUAUCUGUGCUGAUUGAGCUGCAAUCAUCCUCCCGGCGAGCAGGCGGCCAAGACUGGGUGUGCCACCCCAUGGAUACAGUUCCUCCAGCCUGCCAGAACUAUCGCCAGAUGUCUACGCCUCCCAAGACCAGCUGGAAGCCCUACUGUCCUGGGUCAGGCACCCGGCUAGGGCAUGGGGUCUUUGACGCCCGCCAGAGACCGUUCAGAGCGGGCAGGGACAAAUGCGAAGCUCUGUCUCCCAGGCGCCUUCACCGAGAGACAUCCAGCACCUCACCGGAGACCAUCAAGGAGUGGGGAUAUCAGGGGACAGAUAUGCAUGAGGAAUAAAGAGACAAGAGAAGUGUUCUGUGGUUGUGUGAGGACAUCCACCCCAGCCCCAUCCCACAGGGCCUGAUGAGGACCUAAACUAUCCCUGCUUUCCCUCCAUCGCUGUCUAGCUAAAUCCGUUAUCCCCAAGGCCCUAGAGCUGCAUUGUCAAUUACAGUAGCCACUAGCCAAAUAUGCCUAUUAGAAUAUAAAUUAGUUACAAUUAAGGAAAAGUAAUUCUGUUAAAAAUUAAGUUAAAAAGUUAAAAAUUCUCUUCCUCAGGGAACAGAAUUUCCCUGGCGUCCAAUUCUGUUCCCUGGUGGUCCAGUUGUUGGGACUUGGCGCUUUCACUGCUGUGGCCGGGGUUCAAUCCCUGGUCGGGGAACUCAGACCCUGCAAGCUUCAUGGCUUGGCCAAAAAAGAAAAAAAUUCUGUUCCUCAGUGUCAUGAUCUUCUAAGUGCUCAGUAGUCACAUGGAGCUAGCGGAUACUGUAUUGGACGGCACAGAUUUAGAACGUUUCCAUCAUCAUGGAAAAUGCUAUUGGAGAGCAGUGCUUUAGAGUUUAGAGCAAUUUUCCUUUCCCUGUCACCCACCCCCAGCAUCUUAAAGCUCCCCCAGAGCCCAGAGAACUUAGUUCUUUCUGGGGUGGCUCAGAAGCCACCCUCUGGGGAGGAGGUAAGAUGUAGGCAUGGACACCCAACGCCUGA
Molecule: messenger RNA, 3106 nt
Organism: Balaenoptera ricei (Rice's whale)
Lineage: Eukaryota; Metazoa; Chordata; Mammalia; Artiodactyla; Balaenopteridae
Biological process (GO): flagellated sperm motility; sperm individualization
Cellular component (GO): cytoplasm
Source: RefSeq, a predicted model, not a curated record